Enhydra lutris kenyoni (northern sea otter) is the source of this 6810-nucleotide messenger RNA. RefSeq names its product collagen type VI alpha 6 chain. The record is from RefSeq and is a predicted model, not a curated record. Gene Ontology annotation, molecular function: extracellular matrix structural constituent conferring tensile strength. The coding region runs from base 1 to 6810 and encodes 2269 amino acids. The transcript is spliced from 36 exons. Gene Ontology annotation, biological process: extracellular matrix organization. Lineage: Eukaryota; Metazoa; Chordata; Mammalia; Carnivora; Mustelidae.
AUGAAAAUGCUGCUGAUUUUGUUCCUUAUAAUAACUUGUUCCCAUGUCUCUAUGAGCAAAGAUCCUGGCCCUGAGUAUGCAGACGUGGUGUUUCUGGUGGACAGCUCGGAUCACCUGGGAACUAAAUCCUUCCCCUUCGUGAAAGCGUUCAUCAACAAGAUGAUCAGCAGUCUGCCCAUAGAGGCCCACAAGUACCACGUGGCCCUGGCCCAGUACAGUGACCAGUUCCACAACGAGUUCCAGCUGAGCACCUUCAGGAGCAGGAACCCCAUGCUGAACCAUCUCAAGAAGAACUUCGGAUUCAUGGGCGGCUCCCUGCGCAUCGGCCAUGCGCUUCGGAAGGCGCGCAGGACCUACUUCUCUGUGCAGGCCGGCGGGAGGGACAAGAAGCAGUUUCCCCCGAUUCUGGUAGUGCUGGCUUCCGCGGAGUCCGAGGAUGACGUGGAAGAGGCCUCCAAAGCCCUGCGGGAAGACGGGGUGAGAAUCGUGUCCGUGGGGCUGCAGGGUGCUUCCGCGGAGCAGCUAAAGGCCAUGGCCACGGCUCAGUUUCAUUUCAACCUCCGGGCAGUCAGGGACCUUGGCGCAUUUUCCCAAAACAUGACGCAGAUCAUCAAGGAAGCCACCCAGUACAGGGAUGGAGCAGUGGAUGACAUUCUUGUGGAAGUUUGCCAAGGCCCGUCUGUGGCUGACGUGGUGUUCCUGUUAGAUGUGUCUGUCAAUGGCAGCCAGGAGAACUUUGACUACCUCAAGGAAUUCCUGGAAGAGAGUGUAUCUGCUCUUGACAUAAAGGAUAACUGCAUGAGGGUUGGCCUGGUGACCUACAGCAAUGAGACGAAGGUGAUAAAUUCACUCAGCAGGGGCGUAAAUAAGUCAGAGGUUCUCCAGAAUAUACAGAACCUCUCUCCCCAGGCUGGGAAGGCUCACACAGGAGCUGCCAUCAGAAAGAUCAGGAAGGAAGUGUUCAGCGCACGCAACGGCAGUCGGAAAAAUCAGGGGGUGCCCCAGAUCGCCGUGCUGGUGACCCACAGACCCUCAGAGGAUAACGUGACUAAGGCGGCCGUUAAUCUCCGGCGCGAGGGCGUGACCAUCUUCACCAUGGGCAUCGAGGGGGCCAGCGACAGCCAGCUGGAAAAGAUCGCCUCUCACCCCGCCGAGCAGCAUGUGUCCAAGCUGAAAACCUUCUCCGACCUGGCUGCUCACAACCAGACGUUUCUGAAGAAGCUGCGGAACCAGAUCACGCACACCGUCUCUGUUUUCUCUGAACGCACGGAAACUCUCAAAUCCGGUUGUGUGGAUACCGAAGAAGCAGACAUUUACCUUCUCAUCGAUGGCUCUGGAAGCACCCAGGCCACAGACUUCCACGAAAUGAAGACCUUCCUGUCUGAGGUGGUAGGGAUGUUCAACAUCGCUCCCCAAAAGGUGCGGGUUGGGGCUGUCCAGUACGCUGACAGCUGGGACUUGGAAUUUGAGAUCAAUAAAUACACUAACAAGCAUGACUUGGGAAAGGCCAUCGAGAACAUCCGGCAGAUGGGUGGGAACACAAACACGGGUGCAGCCCUGAAUUUCACACUAGGACUCUUGCAAAAAGCGAAGAAGCAGCGAGGAAACCGAGUGCCCUGUCAUCUUGUUGUCCUGACCAAUGGCAUGUCCAAGGAUAGCAUCUUGGAGCCUGCGAACAGACUGAGAGAAGAGCUCAUUCGUGUUUAUGCCAUUGGGGUCAAGGAGGCCAACCAAACACAGCUGCGAGAAAUUGCAGGCGAGGAAAAGAGGGUAUACUAUGUGCAUGACUUUGAUGCUUUGAAAGACAUAAGAAACCAAGUUGUUCAAGAAAUCUGUGCUGAAGAAGCCUGCAAAGAGAUGAAAGCAGACAUCAUGUUUCUGGUGGACAGUUCUGGCAGUAUAGGACUUGAAAACUUCAUCAAAAUGAAAACAUUUAUGAAAAACCUGGUGAGCAAAUCUCAGAUUGGGGCAGAUCGGGUACAAAUUGGCGUAGUCCAGUUCAGCGACGUCAAUAAGGAGGAAUUUCAGCUCAACAGAUAUAUGUCCCAAAAUGAAAUUUCAGAUGCAAUAGACCGGAUGACUCACAUUGGAGAAACGACCUUGACCGGUAGUGCCCUGACCUUUGUGUCUCAGUACUUCAGCCCUGCUAAGGGGGCCCGGCCCAAUGUCAGGAGGUUUCUCAUCCUCAUCACUGAUGGUGAAGCUCAGGACAUAGUCAAGGACCCAGCAGUAGCACUUCGACAAGAAGGCAUAAUUAUCUACUCAGUGGGGGUAUUUGGUUCCAAUGUCACCCAGCUCGAGGAAAUCAGCGGGAGGCCCGAGAUGGUAUUUUAUGUUGAGAACUUUGAUAUUCUGCAGCACAUUGAAGAUGACCUUGUUUUUGGAAUAUGCAGCCCCCGGGAAGAAUGCAAGCGGAUUGAAGUUUUGGAUGUUGUGUUUGUAAUUGACAGCUCUGGAAGCAUUGACCAUGAUGAAUAUAAUAUCAUGAAAGACUUUAUGGUUGACUUGGUGAAAAAAGCUGAUGUUGGCAAGAAUCAGGUCCGGUUUGGGGCACUGAAGUAUGCUGAUGACCCAGAGGUGCUGUUUUAUCUGGGUGACCUUGGCACAAAAUGGGAGGUGAUUUCGGUGCUUCAGAAGGACCAGCCCAUGGGGGGCAACACUUACACCGCUGAGGCCUUAGGCUUUUCAGACCACAUGUUCACUGAAGCCAGGGGCAGCCGUCUGCAGAAAGGGGUCCCCCAAGUCCUCAUUGUGAUAACUGAUGGGGAAUCCCAUGAUGCAGAUAAGCUCAAUGCCACAGCCAAGGCCUUGAGGGACAAAGGCAUUCUUGUCCUGGCCGUGGGGAUUGCUGGUGCCAAUCCUGUGGAGCUGCUAGCCAUGGCAGGAUCGAGUGACAAGUACUUUUUUGUGGAGACGUUUGGAGGCCUGAAGGGAAUAUUUUCAGAUGUGUCAGCCAGUGUAUGUAACUCUUCGAAAGUAGAUUGUGAAAUUGAAAAAGUAGAUCUUGUGUUUCUCAUGGAUGGUUCAAAUAGCAUUCAUCCAGAUGACUUCAAGAAGAUGAAGGAAUUCUUGGCAUCUGUUGUUCAAGACUUUGAUGUCAGUGUCAACAGAGUACAUAUAGGUGCUGCCCAGUUCAGCCAUACCUAUCGGCCAGAAUUUCCACUGGGAAAUUUCAUAGGCAAGAAGGAGAUCUCAUUUCAGAUCGAAAACAUCCAGCAGAUCUUUGGAUACACGCACAUUGGUGCUGCACUCCGGCAGGUGGGGCAUUACUUCCGGCCAGACAUGGGCAGCCGGAUAAAUGCAGGUACCCCGCAGGUGUUGCUGGUCCUCACAGAUGGCCAGUCCCAAGAUGAGGUGGCCCAGGCCGCUGAAGACCUGAGACACAGAGGUAUUGACAUUUACUCUGUGGGCAUUGGAGAUGUGGAUGAUCAACAGCUCAUUCAGAUCACCGGGACUGCAGAUAAAAAACUGACGGUCCAUAACUUUGAUGAACUGACAAAGAUCAAGAAAAGGAUAGUUCGCAACAUCUGUACCUCAGGGGGUGAGAGCAAUUGUUUUGUGGACGUUGUGGUGGGAUUUGACAUCUCAACUCACGAGAAUGGGCAGACUUUGAUUGAAGGUCAGCCUUGGAUAGAAACCUACCUUCAAGACCUCUUACGUGCCAUCAGCUCCCUCAAUGGGGUAAGCUGUGAGGUGGGCACAGAGACUCAAGUUAGUGUGGCUUUUCAAGUGACCAAUGCCAUGGAAAAAUAUUCACCCAAGUUUGAGAUCUAUAGUGAAAACAUACUGAACAGCUUGAAGGAUGUAACAGUAAAAGGACCAUCUCUUCUUAACACAAACCUCUUGAGUUCUCUGUGGGAUGCAUUUCAGAAUAAAUCAGCUGCUCGAGGAAAGGUGGUUAUCUUAUUUUCAGACGGAUUGGAUGAUGACAUUGAAAAGCUUGAACAAAAAUCUGAUGAACUUAGAAAAGAAGGCCUGAAUGCCCUCGUAACCAUUGCUCUGGAUGGAGCCACCGAUUCCAGUGACCUGGCUGAUCUUCUCUACAUUGAAUUCGGGAAAGGGUUUGAGUACAGAACCCAGCUCACUAUUGGAAUGAGGGACCUUGGGAGCCGACUGUCAAAACAACUGGUUAAUGUUGCUGAAAGGACAUGCUGCUGUUUAUUCUGCAAGUGCAUUGGAGGGGAUGGCAUAAUGGGGGAUCCUGGACCACCGGGGAAAAAGGGAUCCCCAGGUUUUAAAGGCAGUGAGGGUUAUCUGGGAGAGGAAGGCAUUGCUGGAGACCGAGGAGCCAGUGGCCCAGUGGGAGAGCAAGGCACUAAGGGAUGCUAUGGUGCCAAAGGUCCUAAGGGAAACAGGGGACUAAAUGGACAGGAGGGAGAAGUUGGAGAAAGUGGAAUUGGUGGAUUAAAUGGAGAACAGGGUGAGAGUGGUCUUCCUGGAGAAAAAGGAGAAAAGGGUGAUGAAGGAUCCCAGGGCAGCCCAGGAAAGCGAGGGGUUCCUGGUGACUCAGGUGCAAAGGGCCUGCGAGGAGACCCUGGAGUUCCUGGAUUUGACAAUACCAUAGAAGGACCUAAGGGCUUGAAAGGACAACGUGGAAGACAAGGUAGAAGAGGCUGGCCAGGCCCUCCUGGAACACCAGGCUCCAGAAGAAAGACAGCAGCUCAUGGCCGAAGGGGACAUACAGGCCCACAGGGGAAAAUAGGCAUCCCAGGCCCAGAUGGACUUGAAGGCUCAUGGGGACUUAAAGGCCCUCAGGGUCCCAGAGGAGAGACUGGUGUGAAAGGCGAGAAAGGAGGUCUGGGAAGUAAAGGUCCUCAGGGACCUCCAGGACCAGGAGGAGAAGCAGGGAAUCCAGGCCAUUUGGGAAGUCAAGGAAAUAAAGGAGAACCUGGAGAUUUGGGAGAAAAAGGAGCUGUUGGCCUCCCGGGUCCUCGAGGCUUGCCGGGUGAUGAUGGCAACCCAGGUUAUGGUAGCAUUGGAAGUAAAGGAGCAAAGGGGCAAGAAGGAUUUCCUGGAGAAAGUGGACCUAAGGGUGAGAUUGGGGACCCUGGUGGUCCAGGAGAAACUGGACCCAAGGGAGCUAGAGGCAAGACGAUAUCCACUGGGCCUCCAGGAAAGAUGGGAUCUCCUGGGGAGCCAGGACCUCCUGGACGCAGGGGUGUGAAAGGGGCCAGAGGACUGGCUUCGUUUUCUAUGUGUGAGCUCAUUCAGUAUGUACGGGACCACAGCCCUGGCGGACAUGGAAAACCAGAAUGCCCUGUGCAUCCCACCGAACUGGUGUUUGCCUUGGACCAGUCUCGAGAUGUCACCAAGCAGGAAUUUGAGCGCAUGAAGGAGCUGAUGACUUCCCUGGUGAGGGGCGUCAGGAUCCGGGAGAACAGCUGCCCGGUGGGCGCACGCAUCGCCGUCCUCACCUACACCUCUCACGCCCGACACCUCAUCCGCUUCUCAGACGCCUACAAGAAGAGCAAGCUCCUCAGGGAGAUUGAAGCUAUUCCUUACGAGAGGUCCUCAGACAGCAGGGAGAUCGGCAAAGUGAUGAGGUUUAUCUCCAGGAAUGUCUUCAAGCGAACACUUCCAGGGGCUCACACAAGAAGAAUCGCCACCUUCUUCAGCAGCGGCCAGUCUUCUGAUGCCCAGACCAUUGCUACAGCAGCUAUGGAAUUCAGUGCCCUUGACAUCAUUCCGGUCGUGAUUGCGUUCAGCAACGUGCCCUCCAUCAAGCGUGCGUUUGCGAUUGAUGACACUGGCACAUUCCAAGUCAUAAUGGUUCCAUCUGGGACUGACUACGCACCAGCAUUAGAGAGACUCCAGCGGUGCACUUUCUGCUAUGAUGUAUGCAAGCCGGACCCUUUUUGCGAUCAAGCCAAACCACCCCCUGCAGAGUCUUACAUGGAUGCUGCUUUUCUUCUGGACAGCUCCCGGCAUGUGGGAAGUGCUGAAUUUGAAGACAUAAGACACUUUUUGGGAGCACUCUUAGAUCACUUUGAGAUCACCCCAGAGCCUGAGACCUCUGUCACUGGAGACCGGGUAGCCCUCUUAAGCCAUGCUCCCCCCAACUUCCUACCCAACACUCAGAAGAGUCCUGUUAGAACUGAGUUCAACCUUACCACCUACAAUAGCAAACGCCUCAUGAAGAGACACCUGGAAGAAUCAGUUCAACAACUAAAUGGAGAUGCUUUCAUCGGUCAUGCCUUACAGUGGACCCUGGACAAUAUUUUUUUAAAUACACCCAAUAUGAGAAGAAACAAAGUCAUAUUUGUGAUAUCUGCAGGGGAAACCAGUCACUUGGACAGGGAAACCUUAAAGAAAGAAUCCUUGAGAGCCAAAUGUCAAGGUUAUGCCCUAUUUGUGUUUUCCCUUGGCCUGGCUUGGAAUGACAAGGAACUGGAAGAUCUAGCCAGCUACCCUUUGGAUCACCACUUGGUCCAGCUUGGCCGAAUUCAUAAACCUGACCACAGAUACAGUGUGAAGUUUGUGAAAUCUUUUGUAAACUCAAUCAGGCGUGCAAUCAACAAAUAUCCACCCUUAAACUUGAAAAUGAAGUGCAGCAGACUCAGCUCUACAGACCUGAAGCCGCCCCCGCAGCAGUGGCGAAGCUUUAUUCCUGGACCACAUAAAACUGCCCUCAAAGAAGAUGUAUUACAGAAGGCAAAGUUCUUUCAAGAUAAAAAAUAUCUUCCAAGAGUAGCAAGAGGCAGCAGUGAUGAUAUUAUUCGAAAUCUUACCAGAAACACAUUCCAUACCUUUAAAAAUGGAAAAAAGGUGAUAAAAACUGCUCCAAAACAAUAUGAUAAAGGAAGUGCUUGA